AUGGAGUUAGCAAGCAUAAAUGCUUCUUCAUUUCAAUACAAUCAACAACAACAACAACAACAACAAACUUCCUUAGCUCGAUGGGAAAGCAUAGAUGUUGGUUGCAUCAGAAAUCAACAACAACGAAUAACUGAGCAACCUACCACAUCAUUAUCAAUCACAUCAUUAUCAUCAUCAAUGGCAAUAUCUAGUAGUACAACUGAUAAUAACAAUUGUGAACAUUUUGCAAAUAAUUACUGUGAUCGAUCGAAGAAUAUUAGACAAAUUCACGAACAAGAUCGAGAAAAAUUAGUUCGAUUUGUGUAUUUUGGACAAGUGGCAUUGGUCAUUAUUGUUGCCUUAGCAUGGAUAGCAUUUAUUAUUUUAUAA
Molecule: messenger RNA, 369 nt
Organism: Brugia malayi
Lineage: Eukaryota; Metazoa; Nematoda; Chromadorea; Rhabditida; Onchocercidae
Exons: 2
Coding region: 1-369 (122 amino acids)
Source: RefSeq, a predicted model, not a curated record